CAUUUCCCCAUUGGUCAUUUAGUAUAAAGACCAGACCAUUGGUCAUUUGGUCUGAGCUAGUGCAAAACUAUUCGAAAUGAAAAAAAAGAAAAAAAGAACCAUGCAGGUGGAAUAAAAACCAAAAUGAAGAAUACAACAAAGCGCAUAAUUACCAAACGCCGAAGCUAGCGCGUGAGGAAGAAGGUCGGUAGGUUCAUUGGUAACAUCAGCAGAGAAGACAAAUGGAGAGAGAGAGAGAGAUAGAAACACUUUGAGGAGAAGAAAAGAAAAAACCAACCAAUCGAAGAACUCAAAGAGAUCACGAAACCCUAGCUAGUAGUAGUAGUGGAGCAGAAGAGAGAUCGGUUGAACACACGGCAGAGAUGAUGAGGUCAUCAUCACGUGGAGGGAAGAAACCAGUACUGUCCAAGAAAACGACGCCGUGUUGCACGAAGACGGGGAUGAAGAGAGGACCAUGGACGGUGGAGGAGGAUGAGAUCCUUGUGAGCUUCAUAAACAAAGAAGGUGAAGGACGCUGGCGAUCGCUUCCCAAGAGAGCUGGUUUGCUUCGGUGUGGCAAGAGCUGCCGUCUACGCUGGAUGAACUAUCUCCGGCCGUCUGUCAAACACGGCGGUAUUACCUCCGAUGAGGAAGAUCUCAUCCUCCGUCUUCACCGCCUUCUUGGCAACCGGUGGUCAUUGAUCGCGGGAAGGAUACCAGGAAGGACUGAUAAUGAAAUCAAGAACUAUUGGAACACUCAUCUUCGUAAGAAACUUUUAAGGCAGGGCAUUGAUCCUCAAACCCACAAGCCUCUUGAUGUAAACCAUAUCCAUUAUAAACCUGAAGAAGAAGUUUCCGGUGGACAAAACCCUCUAGAUCCUAAUUCUAGUUCCCAUACGGAUACCACCGUCGAUAGCGGUGAUGGAGCUACCAAGAAGAGUAUUAGUGUCUUUGGUGGUGAAGGAAACUACGAUGACUUUGGUUUCUGCUACGACGACAAGUUCUCAUCGUUUCUUAAUUCGCUUAUCAACGAUGAUGAUGAUCCUUUUGGUAACAUUAUCCCAAUAUUAUCUCAACCGUUGCAGAUGGAUGAUUGUAAAGAUGACAUAGUUGGAGCGUCGUCGAGCUUAGGACAUAACCAGAGAAAAGAAGAUUUAUAGUUGAUCGAAUCUUGAUGUCUUCUGAUCUAUAUAUGUCUACCAUGCUUCAAGAAGGGGUUUACGUACUUAUGCGAUCUAAAAGGUUGGUAGAUAUGUGUUGUGUGCUACGUUGCUUUGGGGUGCUUUUGUGUUAUUAUAAAACCGCAUUUGUGAUUGUAUCUGAUUACACAAACCUCUCUCUCUAUAUAUAUGGAUAUAUAUCUGUCGUCUGUCCGAAUUAAGAUCUA
This is a messenger RNA of Capsella rubella, 1366 nucleotides long. Its product is annotated as transcription repressor MYB5. The transcript is spliced from 2 exons. The coding region runs from base 363 to 1139 and encodes 258 amino acids. The record is from RefSeq and is a predicted model, not a curated record. NCBI's taxonomy places the organism in Eukaryota, Viridiplantae, Streptophyta, Magnoliopsida, Brassicales, Brassicaceae.